This is a messenger RNA of Stylonychia lemnae, 2238 nucleotides long. Lineage: Eukaryota; Ciliophora; Spirotrichea; Sporadotrichida; Oxytrichidae. The record is from the annotation of a GenBank genome assembly.
AUGAGUAGAAAGCUGGAAAUAGAUGAGAUAUGCAAUUAAACAGCACAGAUGAUUGAGUAAGAUAUAAUAAGGUCACAUAAUGUUGUUUAAACUGCUUCUACUACCAUGACAGCAUUCAAUAAUGUUAAGGACUCAAAAUAAAGAUAAAGAAAUUAAGCGAUAUCACUCAGGUAUAGAAAUAUAUAAAAUCCAGGCAUGCUUUUACCCUAUCUUACAUCUAAUUAUAAAGAAUUAGAAAAGUUUGGAAAUUCUAAGCCUAGGCCAAAUAACACUUCACUUCAAACAAAAAGAACUAUUGCAAAUAAUGUUAAAAUAGAAGAGAGUGGUUUUAACCUAGAAUAGAUUGUUCAACAAAACAAUUAAUUACUGAAAGACAAUCGCGGAAAUAAAAAAUGGCAAAGUGAUUCAAGCAGAAUGAGCACUUCAACUGGGGAAAAUCCACAUAAUGCAUUGCAGCAACAUCCUAACAUUGCGAUUCCAUCUACUAGCACAAGGAAAUACUAAGCUUAGACUAACAAUAUGAGAUAGUAUUUGUCUACUUAGGCAACAAAGUAACGAUUGAUUAUGCAGUAAAAUAGAGGUACUGAUGUAGAUAAGUAAGAACUCAGAAAGAUAAUGUCUCAAAGAGAGUUACAGUCACAAAACAGGGAUAACUCUACUAUAUAAGCUUAAAAACCAAAAGAACGUAAAGCUAAAAGCAAGUCAAAGCAUAAAAAAGAAAAUAAAAGUGGAAGCUACUAUCUAUAGAAUCUUAUUGCAUAAGAAUAAGAAGAAGACGACGCUUUGAUUAGAGAUUUAGGAUCGGAGAAAAAACCUACACAUUAAUUUCUCCCAUUUAAAAAAAAUACAAAAAAUAGAAAAUAAAAGAACCUAGAUAAUCACAUUGAUAAUCUAUUGAGCGCUUGGGAUGAAAACGAAGAUUCGAAAAUAUUUAGGAUACAGAAAAAAAAAUAUAACAAAGUUUAUCACGAAGCAUAUUUUAUGAAUUCUAAGGAAAUUAUUCAGCCCAUUGAAAGUUUAAAUUCUUUGGAGGAUUAGGAUAACACUAAUAAUGAUACUAAUCAGAAUAAUAAUAUUCACAAGCAGAGGAAACAGUCUCAUCAUAAUUCAUAUGAUUGCAUUUAAUAGCUACUGCAUGAUGCUUCCUCUAAAGAUAUAUACAGUGACUAGUAGCCUCCAGUUAUUGUUGAUAGAACAAAUAAACAGCAAAUCUAAAUUUUUCGAGGUAAACAUAGAAGUUUGGCUCCAAAUUGCAAUUAGAAUGAUAUUAUUAUUCAAGAUUAGCAAAAUAAAUAUGUGUCAAUAAAUCCAAAUGCUUCAACAAAUAAUAUCAUAGAUUAGUAAAAUGACACGGUAAAUUUCUUGCCAUAAGAUGAGCCAAGUUAUGAUUAAGAUUUCGAGGAAGAGGAGAAUGAUCAAAUGAAUGAUAGCAUCCCACAAUACUACAACAAUCCAAUAAUAGCUUAAAAAUAAUAAGAGCUUAACAAUAGUAGCGGCUUUAAAUCAGCCUAUUAACCUUAUCAUUAAUUAUAGCAGACUAUGGGAGAAGCCAGGAAUAAAAGGAAUCCAGAAAAUCUAUAUUCAAUAGGCUAGAAUUAUCUCAAGUAUAUAAAAAACAGCAAUAACUAGUAGCUAUAAUAAUAAAUGAUGAGGUUAACAAGUGUUUAUUCCUCUACCAAAUAAGUAAGGAAAUCUGGAGGCUCAUCACUCUAUAAUUAACUUGCAUAAAUCAACUUAUCGUCACACAGAAGAGAGGGCUAGAUAAACAGAAGAAGUCUUAACACAUCAAGUCAUCCAGACAACUUCAAUCAUAAUAAUAGUGCUGGAAAUAGUAAUUAAAACAAAAAGCACACUAAUUCUCUGAAUAUUCCAGUGCUAGCACAAUAGAAAUAUAAUAUUCAAUAAUAUCAACAUCCUCAUUCAGCGAUAUAGUAAUAAAAGCAAACCUCUUAAAACUUUUGCAACUAAAACUCGCAGUUAGUAUAUUAAAAUUUAGAACAAAGUAAUGAUUAAAAUAUGUAAUCAGGAAGAAAGCCCUUUCAUUCCAAUAGAGGUAACAUUAUGCAAAGUAUCACAAAUAAUAACAAUAAUUCAGUCGUAACCCAAAAUACUAGCAUAUUAACUCAUAAGUUGUUUAACAAAAAGAUAUAUAGAAAUGGGAUGGGCAAAAUAAACUAAACAGUAGAGGAAUCUACAAAAAGCAAAGAAUAAAGUUUCAUUAAUCAACAAUAACAGUGA